GGAUGCCAAUAAUCAUACCGAUAAUCCGACCUCUGUCAUGAAAAUAUUCACCUAGCGAGAGUGCUUAUUCGAUUAAAUAAUCCUAUUACUUAAUCAAUGAUUUCAUUUAGUGUUUGUGCGGUCAAGUUUAUGCCAACAUCUGGGCGAGCGUGAUUAUGGGGAGUUUCAAUUUCGGAUGCGUUCGUCAAGGGAACUGCAGAACUACAGUAAUGAGCACCUUGUGAGGAGCCACACCACUUUCUGCUUUCAUUUCGGGUGUCCUCAUAACUUGAAGCGAGCCACUCUCAUGAAAGGGCAAAUCAAGUAAAGAGAUAAAGAAACCUGUUCUGCCCCCAUUUGUGCCUGUUCGUACAAGCUGAAAACACAGCCACUCACAGUACCAAAAGCUUCGGAUACACUGUAACAUGACACUGUACAGGGAUUGCUCACGCGACUUGGCUUUCAAAAUCCAAGUCCAAUAGUACUGGAGCCAAGUGAGUCGCGAGCUCAGACUCUACUCAUCGUAUCUGCGUUUGUGAAAUGUUGAGGACGAAAAUGAAAGCCUUUUUGGCAAAGCUUCAUCGACCGGGAGGGUCUCGUGCCCCUGUGCAGGACCGCGAUGCGCGUGACGUUUUCGCCGGCCUGCCGUUUGAGCUCCAUGUGCUGAUCAUCGACUACCUAGAGCCGAGAGACAUAGACGCGGCCCUCAACGCUAGUCGCGUGCUGCGACUAAUUUGGCUGAGCGAUGAGAUGUGGCCCGCUCUAGCUGAUCGUUGGUUUCCGGGACUGGCCCAGCAAAUCCGUCUGGCGGAUCUUGAUGAGUCGGUGAGAAGUGAGGUUUUUCGUCGGAGCCUUCAUCGCUUGUCAAAGCGGAUCGCUGGCAAGUUCAACGCAGCCAUGCACUAUGGUUUCGGUCUUGCAUCAGAUGAGUUCUUUCAUUUCAGCAAGAAUGUUCCCGUCAAUGAGGGAGGUGUCCAUUCCUACGACAGCGUGGAGAAUCUAGAGAUAGAUGAUGCGCAGCGGUUCUCUCGCUUCUUGAUGUAUCGCGACGGCCGUGUGGCUUGGUUUCCCGAAGGAUAUAGCAUGCCAUAUCUCGCUGUUGUCGAUGACCUGCGAUCAAGGACAAGAAAGGUGUACCUAUUUCCUGAUUACGGCGAGUCGAUACGUGGGUACAAGACAGCUAUGUCCCAGAAGCUUUUUAUGAUGGGCCAUAACACUAUGCUGCAUGUCUGGCACCUGGAGCUCAAUCGUAUGGAGAGUAUUGAACUGCCCGAAAACUUCCAACGUUGUAUUACAGAAGGUGAAAGGGUAUUGGUGGUUUGUCAAAGUUCCGAUCUAUAUCUAUGGACUUUUGGCGGCAAGCUGGUAUAUGUUGAUAUGAAUAAGCUUUCUUGCUAUCCGCGGGAGUUUGUUGUUUUGGGCGGACCCCCUGUUUGGACUCCAAGAAUCUGGCUCUCCUCUCAGCAAGGCUUGCAUCUCAGGAAUAGCCAACUGCUCAUUGACUUCAUUCUCUCGCCUGCUCUCAGCAACGUCUUUUUUGCGAUCACCCUAGCUUUGGAUGAAUCUGGGAAGCUGGCGGUGUAUGAGAUAUGCGACGGGGAGAUAGCAGCGACGUACGUGAUGAAGGAACGCAUCUACUCUGAUCCGAGGACAAGUGAAAGGGGGCUUCUGAGAUGGGAGAAGCUGAAUUCUUAUGGAGGCUACUGUCUAGUCCAAGUUAUUCAGGAGCCGUUGACCGCAAUCGAUGCUGCAGAUGAAGAAGUUUGCCCAUGCGGUCGGAAGUCUCGACAACUUGUGUCGUUAUGUUUCAACAUCUACACGAAAACAUUCACCGUUCUUCGACACCACCUUAGUGAGCUAAGCCCUUGGAUUUCACAUGUUUGGAAUGACAGACUAUUCAUAAUGGAUGAUCAAUUUCAUAGACGACAGGCUGGGCUGAAUCGAAGGCCCGUUAUGUCGCUCGCCCCUUGCAUUGAGGCUGAUACACGUCGGGAGACAGCCAACCCUAUCGUUAUGUACACUACGAUGCAUGAGAACACACCACUCAUCUACCGCCGACACCAAGUGUCCUUUGAUGCUGGGGAAAUGGGCGAAAAACUUAAUAUUGAGCUUGGGCUUGAUGUCCUGCAGGAGUUCUCGCCAAGCCCAACUUGGAAGGAGGCUUUCAUCCCUUCUCCCUCCGAGAUAAACCCUGGGCGGCUGGUAGGCGAUGAUGACUUCUUCAUUUUCGUCAACUCGCCUAGUUAUACCCUCCUCAGCUUCGGGGAGGGGUUUCCACCAAAGCAGCCUCUUGCGAACGAGACCAAAUAUUGGUGGAGGAAGUCUAGAGUGAAGGAUGGCACGAAAUGAAGUUGUUGUUGAGGCAGAUGUCCCUUGCUUAAUCAAUCCAGAUAAAUGGCCUAGCAUUAACCGGCGAGCUAGAUUGGGUUUAGCGUUAACAUUAGCGCUUCGGUAUGAUUCGACGCCGUU
Messenger RNA from Xylaria bambusicola, 2448 nucleotides. RefSeq lists its product as uncharacterized. Gene Ontology annotation, molecular function: protein binding. The transcript has 3 exons. Lineage: Eukaryota; Fungi; Ascomycota; Sordariomycetes; Xylariales; Xylariaceae. The record is from RefSeq and is a predicted model, not a curated record. Bases 520 to 2328 code for a protein of 602 amino acids.